AUAUAUAUAUAUAUAUAUAUAUAUAUAUAUAUAUAUAUAUAUAUAUAUAUAUAUAUAUAUAUAUAUCCCCCUCCUCCGCGGCAUUCUCUCGACGAGUUCCGGGUGGACUUCCGUCCGAUACGUCCUCGGUUCCCCCAUUCCCAUUCGGAUUAGGAAGAAUUGGUUGGAAGAUGUGGAUGGUUGUAAUGCGUGAUUUGGGAGACUAGGCCCGGCCUCCGGUUGAUCGUAGCGAUAAAUGGGCUGCUUUCCGUCGAGGGCUAGAAGGCAAUACCCAGGAUACGAGGACCCGGUGGUUCUUGCCUCCCAAACUGCUUUCAGCGUCAGUGAAGUAGAGGCACUCUUUGAGCUGUUCAAGAGCAUCAGCAGUUCUGUGGUUGAUGAUGGGCUAAUAAAUAAGGAAGAGUUCCAGCUUGCCUUAUUUAAGAACAGAAAAAAGGAAAACCUCUUUGCAAACAGGAUUUUUGACCUAUUUGAUGUGAAGCAAAAGGGGGUCAUUGAUUUUGGUGAUUUUGUUCGGGCACUCAAUGUGUUUCAUCCAAAUGCUCCACAAGAAGAUAAAGUUGAUUGUAAGUCAUUAUCUUGUUUUAUCAUUUUUGGCUUAUUGCUAAAAAAAUCGUUACAGUUGGUGAUGCUUGACAUGACUACAGUUUCAUUCAAGCUUUAUGAUUUGGACGGCACAGGCUUCAUCGAACGGAAAGAGGUCAAGCAGAUGUUAAUUGCACUUUUAUACGAGUCAGAAAUGAGACUGUCUGAUGAGACUGUUGAGUUAAUCCUAGAUAAGACAUUUUUGGAAGCUGAUGUGAAUCAAGAUGGGAAAAUAGAUAAAACAGAAUGGGCGAAUUUUGUUUCUCGCAAUCCAUCAUUAUUGAAGAUAAUGACUCUUCCAUAUCUCCGGGACAUAACAACCACAUUUCCAAGUUUUGUUUUUAAUUCUGAGGUCGAUGACAUUGCCACAUGACAUUCUGCUGUCAAUACAAGGAGCUGCCAGUCAUCGACACAUCUGUACAGGGACAGAGAAAGAGCGCUCUAUCAAUAUUUAUAUCAACCGACAGAUUAAGAUGUUAAUGGAAUUGCCGUCUAAUUUGGCAUACUAUAAUGUGUGUUUUCUGGUUGCUUGGGUAUGCACCAUGUGAAAUUCUUAAUUUUCCAUGCACGUUGGGUGGUAGUCCGAGAUCUUAUACAAAUCCAGUUUGAUAUCAUCAAAUGAGACGCUAAAAUAUUGUAUUUUAUCUCGUAAAAGUUCUAUAGACAUAUUAUACAAUGGCACGAUCCAAUGACUGUUCGGCUGGUGAUUUAUGAUCUUAAA
This is a messenger RNA of Phoenix dactylifera (date palm), 1306 nucleotides long. It is a transcript of the gene CBL1, whose product is annotated as calcineurin B-like protein 1. The record is from RefSeq and is a predicted model, not a curated record. Gene Ontology annotation, biological process: calcium-mediated signaling. NCBI's taxonomy places the organism in Eukaryota, Viridiplantae, Streptophyta, Magnoliopsida, Arecales, Arecaceae. Gene Ontology annotation, molecular function: kinase binding; calcium ion binding.